AUGGACAGAGAGCCCGGAGUUCAAAUUCAUGACGAGAGAGUCGAGCAUCAGGCCCACGAAGAGCAACACAAUUUCUUGAUUCAAGGUGAAAUCGGGGUUGGCAUCGUCCUCGGCCUCGGUGGCGUCGACAGUAAAGAACGGAGCCGACUGGACCUACAGCAACCAAUCGCCCUCCGCAUCUUCGACAACGAACCCGGCCGGGCCUCCGUUUCCAAGCCGCAUCGCGUGCUCGACAUCGGAACUGGCAUGGGCAUCCGCGCUACCGAUACAGGAACCCGGAGUCGGAAGUUCUGGGCACUUGACCUCAGCCUAAUACAGCCCGAGUACGUGCCGACCAACUGCCGCUUCGAGAUCGAGGAUGCCGAGGACAAACGGGCCGUUGAGCAACAGUUGAGGAAGUUUGCCAUGCCCUCGUCCCACCUGGGCCCGGGGCAGGAGCUAGAAGAUGCCGGACGCGAUGCAGACAACGGACAAGCCCGAGAGGGUGCAGGGCAUCACGAGGAAGAUCUUCACGCGGGUGCUGGGCUGGUCGCGCGAGGGAACGGAGCUGUUGUUCGUGGAGGUGAGGAAGGACAUGGCGGACAGGAACAUUCAGGCGUUCAUCACAAUGUGAUUCUCCCUCGCCGCGGCGGCGUCGUUUGGAUUGAUAAGCUGGGCUGA
This is a messenger RNA of Colletotrichum higginsianum IMI 349063, 660 nucleotides long. RefSeq names its product methyltransferase domain-containing protein. NCBI's taxonomy places the organism in Eukaryota, Fungi, Ascomycota, Sordariomycetes, Glomerellales, Glomerellaceae. The transcript is spliced from 5 exons. Bases 1 to 660 code for a protein of 219 amino acids. The record is from RefSeq and is a predicted model, not a curated record.